Molecule: messenger RNA, 1336 nt
Organism: Fimicolochytrium jonesii
Lineage: Eukaryota; Fungi; Chytridiomycota; Chytridiomycetes; Spizellomycetales; Powellomycetaceae
Product: translocation protein Sec62-domain-containing protein
Exons: 4
Coding region: 226-972 (248 amino acids)
Biological process (GO): post-translational protein targeting to membrane, translocation
Cellular component (GO): endoplasmic reticulum; endoplasmic reticulum membrane
Source: RefSeq, a predicted model, not a curated record
UGCGCCGCCAUGCGGAGUGGCCCGUCACAUUGAAGUUGCAAUUCGAAAGGAAAGCCGUCGAACAUCGCAGCAUCUCGCCCGCUGACUCGCGAUCCCGCCACAGCAGCGCGCAUACAUACGGUACAGCUAUCGAACGACGCUUUUGAAAGGACCGACCGCCGGAAAAAGCCAGGGACCCUUCUUGAAGAGCACGCCCGCCGCAUACUUCUUUAAAGCACUGCAGUCAUGGCACUGGAUCUGAAAAGCAUACCAAAGGAGUUUGUCGCGACCGCCGACUUUCUGCGGAGCGGGGAUGCGAAGCUGACGUUGAAACAGGGCACGCUUGAUGGGAGGCGGGUAGAUUUCUUCAAAGGCAAACACGCCGUAAACGCCCUUCUCCGCAAACCCUCCCCCAAACGCCCAACCGUCACCUCCCGCCCGACCGCCGAAUCCCACCUCUCCGAACUCCACCGCAACGGCCUCUUUAUCCAAGUGGACCGCUCCUCCAAACCCACAAAGCCCACCACCCCCGGCGGCGGGCCGCCCCCCAUCCCACUCCAACUCUCCCAGCCGCAAGCACCCUUCUCGCCGGAUCAUUACUACGCUUGGGUCUACGAGGGGUCGCAGCUCAAGGGCAUAUUGAUUGGAACGGGCGUGUUGGCGGUGACGUUUGCGGGGGUGAUGUUCCCGUUAUGGCCGGCGUCGUUGCGUCAGGGGGUGUAUUACCUGUCGUUGGGGCUGUUGGGGCUGAUGGGGCUGUUUAUGGUGUUGGUGCUGUUUAGGAUGGUGCUUUGGUUGGUGUUGAAGGCGGGGACGGGGAGGGAUGGGUGGUUGUAUCCCAAUUUGUUUGCGGAUGUGGGCGUUGUGGAGAGCUUUACGCCGGUUUGGGGCUGGGAAGACGUCAAACCGAAAAAGAAGCGCUCAAAAGCCGUCAAGGAGGCGGUCGGCAGCAGCGACGGGGACGGAGAUGGGAAUGUCGACCAUGAGGAUUAGAUUUCAACACAUCACAUUACCUCCUACACCCUUAAACCUGCCAUGCCGACACUCGCAUUGAACCUUACACAGUGGUAAAAUGCACCCACCCGCCCAUGUCGUUUUGAUUGGCCCUCCGACCAAUAGCUACCGCCACCGAUGACCUACCGGAUGUUUUUGUACAAAUGCAUAUAACAAACACGAAAUGAGAAGCUUUCAGGGUUCUUGGGCUUCAUAGAAGGUAGUUUGGGUAGGAUGCGCAUCGGCCCUCAUUGAUUCCCACGCCGGCGUGAUGGUCAUGGGCGCCUAUGUAUCGGUCCGCUUUCACCUGGUCGAGAGUCUUCCUGUAAACGCAGAAGGAACAAUCAGUAAAAUUUCUUUUUGG